Messenger RNA from Aaosphaeria arxii CBS 175.79, 768 nucleotides. RefSeq names its product glutathione S-transferase. The record is from RefSeq and is a predicted model, not a curated record. Bases 1 to 768 code for a protein of 255 amino acids. The transcript has 4 exons. Lineage: Eukaryota; Fungi; Ascomycota; Dothideomycetes; Pleosporales.
AUGGCCUCCCCAACCCCCGACAUCACCCUCUACACCACCCAAACACCCAACGGCAUCAAAAUCUCCAUAACCCUCGAAGAACUCGGCCUCCCCUACAAAGUCCACAAAAUCGAAUUCUCCAAGAACACGCAAAAGGAGCCAUGGUUCCUCGCCAUCAACCCUAACGGCCGCAUCCCCGCCCUGACCGACACCUUCUCGGACGGCAAGACCAUCAACGUCUUCGAGUCGGGAUCCAUCAUGCAGUACCUCGUCUCCCGGUACGACACCGAGUACAAGAUCAGCUACCCGCCGGGCACCAGGGAGUACGUUGAGAUGACGAAUUGGCUAUUUUUCCAGAACGCUGGUGUGGGACCGAUGCAGGGACAAGCUAACCACUUCACGCGCUACGCCCCCGAGGAAAUCCCCUACGCGAAGACGCGGUACACCAACGAGACACGCCGCCUCUACUCGGUGCUCGACACGCACCUCAGCACGACCGGAUCCCCCUACCUCGUGGGUGACAAGGCGACCAUCGCCGACAUCGCGCACUGGGGGUGGAUCGCCGCGGCUGGCUGGGCGGGCGUCGACAUCGAGGAGUUUCCGGCCGUCAAGGCAUGGGAGGAGAGGAUGGCGGCGAGGGAGGGCGUGGAGAAGGGGAGGCAUGUGCCUGAUCCGCAUACGAUCAAGGAGUUGAUGAAGGACAAGAAGAAGUUGGAGGAGAAGGCGGAGGAGAGCAGGAGGUGGGUUCAGCAGGGGAUGAAGGAUGAUGCUAAGAAGCUUGAGAAGUGA